Messenger RNA from Tripterygium wilfordii, 3596 nucleotides. Its product is annotated as pentatricopeptide repeat-containing protein At3g63370, chloroplastic. The coding region runs from base 199 to 3105 and encodes 968 amino acids. The record is from RefSeq and is a predicted model, not a curated record. Gene Ontology annotation, molecular function: zinc ion binding; RNA binding; protein binding. NCBI's taxonomy places the organism in Eukaryota, Viridiplantae, Streptophyta, Magnoliopsida, Celastrales, Celastraceae. Gene Ontology annotation, biological process: RNA modification. The transcript has a single exon.
AUAUCUUUCUAAUACAGUGAAAAUCCUUUUAAAAAUAAUUUCUUUGAUCAGUAUUUAUCUUUGAUUCUUCACUAAAAAAAAUCUUCACACGAAUCACACCGCAUAAUUGUUGUAACCUUCAUAUGUAUUUGUCCUCGUAUGUCAUAACCCAAGAAGUUUAAAUUAGCGCGCGCACGGCCAGUGGUUGUUAGAUUGUUGAUGCGCAUCCAAGCUUAUCCUGCGCACUCCUCCUCAUUCAAAUCCAAUGUCAUGGCUGCGGUAAUCCCUUACUGUUUCAUGAGUACCUCCUCAGCUUUAUUGAACAAAACCCAGAUAAACAAUCCUUUCGAUAUCCCCAGAUUCUCUCAUAAACCCAUUGCCAAUCCCUCUCUCAAAGACAUUUGCAAGCAAGGCAAUCUCAAGGAAGCUUUCCAGUCCCUGGGUGGUUUACUCACUGAUGGCAGUUCAAUCGUUACUUGGCCUGAUGAGGGCUUUGCGCCUAUCCUUGAGCUUUGUGCUAACAAGAAAGCUCUAAAACAAGGCCAACAAAUUCACACCCACAUCAUAAAACAUUGUGAUUUAUGCCAGUCAGUGUUUUUGAGUACUAAGCUUGUGUUUUUCUAUGGCAAGUGCCGGUGUGUGUUGGAAGCAGAGAAGGUGUUCGAUAAAAUGUGCCACAGAACGAUUUUCACCUGGAAUGCAAUGUUAGGCACUUAUGUGUCAAAUGGUGUACCUUUAGGAGCUCUUGAGAUGUACAGCGAAAUGCGGUUUUCUGGUGUUCCUCUUGAUUCCUGUACAUUUCCUAUUGUGCUAAAGGCAUGCUCUACACUUAAAGACCUCCGUUGUGGUGCUGAAAUUCAUGGUCUGGUCGUUAAAUAUGGGUAUGCUUCUGUGUUAUUUGUGGUGAAUUCACUUGUUGCUAUGUAUGCAAAGUGUUCUGAGCUCAAUUGGGCAAGGAGGUUGUUUGACAGCAUCAAUGAAAAGGAAGACGUUGUGUCCUGGAAUUCCAUAAUCUCGGCGUAUUCUUCAAACGGUCUUUCUAUAGAGGCUUUGGGACUGUUUAGAGAAAUGCAGAAGGCCGGUCUUGCCACAAACAGUUACACACUCGUCGCUGCUCUUCAAGCUUGUGAAGAUGUGACUUUUAAGAAACUAGGUAUGGAAAUUCAUGGUGCGAUUUUGAAGUCAAGUCACUACCAUGAUGUUUAUGUGGCCAAUGCUUUGCUGGCUAUGUAUGUUAGAUUUGAUAGAAUGUGUGUGGCUACUGGAAUAUUUGAUAAAAUGGAUGAGAAGGACAGCGUAUCUUGGAAUACAAUGCUUGUGGGUUUUAUGCAAAACGGUCUAUUUGAUGAAGCUAUGAGAUUCUUUCAUAAUAUGCAUGAUUCUGGUCAAAAACUUGACAAGAUUUCUGUAUUAAGCGUUCUUGCAACAUCUGGGCGAUUGGGUUAUUAUUUGAAUGGAAUGGAAAUGCAUGUUUAUGCAAUAAAGAACGGAUAUGACUCUGAUGUGCUGGUUGGGAACACAAUCAUAGAUAUGUAUGCAAAGUGUUGUCGUGUGAACUAUAUGGGCCACACUUUUGAUAAGAUGCCUAAUAAAGACUUCAUUUCUUGGUCGACAAUCAUUGCUGGCUAUGCUCAAAAUAAUUGCUAUAUAAAGGCCUUGGCAUUGUUCCAGAAAGCGCAAAUGGAGGGGAUUAAUAUUGAUGUUAUGAUGAUAGGUAGCAUCCUUCUUGCUUGCAUUGGUUUAUGCCGUGUAUCCCUAGUAAGAGAAGUUCAUAGCUACUUAACCAGAAGAGAGUUACUUGAUCAAAUCCUACAGAACAAACUUACCGAUGCAUAUGCAGAAUGUGGGAAUAUUGAUUGCGCGAUUCGAAUGUUUGAAUCGAUCAACUACAAAGAUGUUGUGUCAUGGACAAGCAUGAUUUCAUCAUAUGUUCACAAUGGACUUCCAAAUGAGGCUCUGGAAACUUUCUAUUUCAUGAAAGAAUCUAAUGUCGAACCAGAUUCUGUGACCUUCGUCAGCAUACUUUCAGCUGCCGCUAGUUUGUCUGCAUUGAAGAAAGGCAAAGAGAUUCAUGGCUUCUUAAUCAGAAACAGUUUUGUACUAGAAGGAUCUAUUGCAAACGCUCUUGUGGAUAUGUAUGCUUGCUGUGGAGCCCUAAAGGAUGCAUAUAUUGUAUUUAAUAGUAUCAAAAGUAAAGGUCCAGUUCUAUGGACUAAUAUGAUCAAUGCAAAUGGAAUGCAUGGCCGUGGCAGGGAUGCAAUCGAAUUAUUCAGUAGGAUGAGGGAUGAAAAACAAGUUCCUGAUCAUAUUACCUUCUUGGCAAUUCUUUAUGCAUGCAGUCAUUCAGCAUUGAUCGAUGAAGGUAGAAAAUUAUUUGAAAUGAUGCAAGAUGAGUAUCAGUUGGAGCCAUGGCCUGAACACUAUGCCUGCCUGGUUGAUCUUCUUGGCCGGGCAAAUCGUUUGGAAGAGGCAUACCGUGUUGUGAAAACUAUGCAGAUUGAACCCACCUCUGAAGUCUGGUGUGCACUCCUUGGGGCUUGCCGCGUUCACCAGAAUAAAGAACUAGGAGAAAUUGCAGCAAAGAAACUUUUAGAGAUGGACCCUGAUAGUCCAGGAAAUUAUGUCCUUAUAUCCAAUGUCUUUGCUGCCAGCGGUAAAUGGAAAGAUGUCGAAAAAGUGAGAAUGAGAAUGAAGGGAAGUGGCUUGAAGAAAAAUCCUGGCUGUAGUUGGAUUGAGGUGGGGAGUAGUGUUCAUACAUUCAUGGCAAGGGACAAAUCUCAUCCAGAGUCUGACAAGAUAUACGAAAAGUUAGCUCGAAUCACCGAGCAUUUGGAAAGGGAAGGAGGUUAUACGGCUCAAACCAAAUUAGUUUUGCACAAUGUGGAUGAAGAAGAAAAAGUUAAGAUGCUUCAUGGGCAUAGUGAAAGGCUGGCAAUUGCAUAUGCUCUGCUUCAUACUCCUGAGAGAACUCCCAUUAGAAUUACAAAGAAUCUCCGUGUAUGUUGUGAUUGUCAUACAUUCUGCAAGUUAGUUUCCAAAUUCUACGAACGAGAAUUAGUUGUUAGAGAUGCCAGCAGAUUUCACCAUUUCUGCUACGGGGCCUGUUCUUGCGGAGAUUUCUGGUGAUAAAACAAUCUGUAAAUUCGAGGCAUAGCAGGCGAAAGGCAAUAAGUCUGAAGUAAUGGACAAACCGUUCAAGAUUUCGUGUGGAGUUGAUGAAUGGCUGGACGUGUUGCUCACAUUGCAGCAUGCAUUUACAGAUUCAUUGAGGCCUUGACUGAAUCAAAACUGAAGAAGGAAGUUACUUUCCAGGUUAUGACAAACAUCUUUCUUGGUCUCAAUGGCUAAUCCUAUUGUUACUAUAACAAACAUUCAUUUCGGAAUUGUAGAAUAUAUCUGGUACUUCAAGAUUUUGGAAGCUGCUACUCGGUGCUUUUGGAUGAAAUGUAUUUGUUUACCUUUAGUUCCGGACAUUUAUGCUAUAAAAAUUAAAGGUAAGUUCCGGGAUUUUCUUUUCUCAAGAAAAUGUACCUUUUAAGUAAAUUUUGUUCCUAUUUACAAAUAAUUUUUUAGAUUACAGUGAAUCAUUUCAUAUGAAAAAAUAAAAUAAAAGAGAG